UCCACCUUGUACAAGGUAAUAACCAGGCUCCAGGGAUGGAUUGGUCGGGGCCCUUUGGCAAAGUUGUAGAAGGAGUGAUUAGUUUUGUAUGGAGACACAGUGUGCGACACGUGACUUACAUUGUCCGUUAUAAGCAAAGUGUUCUUGAACUGAAGGAUAGCGUUAAGGAUCUUGGAUAUGAAAAAGAUAAGAUAGAUCAUCAAUGUGAUGAGGAGGCUGUCAGAAAUCUAAAUAACAUUGAAGGUAAGGUUACCGAAUGGAAUCGAAAAGUGAGUGAAAUUGAGACUAAGGUGGAGAAGUUUGAGAACGAUGAUGGCCAUAAAAGAGCCCGAUCGAUCAAUUGUUAUGUUAUUCCAUACUUCUGGAAUAGACACAGAUUAGGAAGACAAGCAACGAAGAUGGAAGUGGAUGUUAAAAAUCUAAUUGAUAAGUCCCCUAAGUUUGAUGAAAUUUCCUAUAGGCAAAACCUAACAUCUAAUGAGGCCACAUUGUCUAAUUUUGACUUUAUAGAAUUUGAUUCAACAAAAUCCACAAUGGAAAAAGUAAUGAGACAACUUGAAGAUUCCAACGUGAGAAUGGUCGGAUUGUAUGGGCGAGGUGGUGUGGGUAAAAGUGCUUUAAUCAAAGAAAUUGCAAGGAUAGCUAGAGACAAGAAGUUGUUUAAUGUGGUGAUUAAAGUAGAAAUCACAAUCAAUCCCGAUCUACAAAAAAUCCAGGAAGAAAUUGCUUACGUGUUAGGAUUGAGAUUGGAAGGUGAAGGUGAAAAUGUGAGAGCUGAUUGUCUACGAAGAAGGUUAAAGAAAGAAAAAGGGAACACCCUUUUAAUCUUGGAUGACCUUUGGCAUAAAUUAGAUUUGAACAAGUUAGGGAUUCCCAUUGAUGAUAAUGAUGACAAUGAUGAUUUCAGUAGUGAUAACAAGGAUCCUAAUCACAAAGGGUUGAAAAGAGAAAAAAUCAUUGGUGGUCACAAGGGGUGCAAAAUUUUGCUAACUUCACGUGAAAAAAGAGUAUUGGAUGUCGAAAUGGACGUAAAACCAACUUUUUGUGUAGAGCAAUUAGAUGACAAGGAUGCUUUGAAGCUUUUUCAGAAGUUGGCUGGAAUACAUAAUGUAAUGCCAGACUCUAGACAAGAAAUUGUGAAGUAUUGUGCAGGGUUACCGAUGGCAAUAGUUACAGUUGCAAAGGCAUUAAGAGGUAAGAGCGAGUUAGUAUGGGAAGCAGCACUUGGAAAACUUAAAAAGCAGGAAUUGGUGGGAGUGCAGACAUAUAUGGACAUUUCAGUGAAGAUGAGUUAUGACCAUCUAGAAAAUGAAGAGAUCAAAUCCAUUUUCUUACUUUGUGCUCAACUGGGCCAUCAACCAUUAAUUAUGGACUUAGUGAAGUGUUGUUUUGGUUUGGGUAUACUUGAAGGCGUCUCCUCACUUUGGGAAGCUCGAGACAAAAUUAAGAUAACAAUCCAAAAGCUAAAAGACUCGGGCUUACUAUUGGAUGGAAAUUCUGAUAUUCAUUUCAAUAUGCAUGACAUAGUUCGAGAUGCUGCUUUGUCUAUAGCAAACAAGGAGAAGAAUGUUUUUACUCUAAGAAAUGGAAAACUAGAUGACUGGCCUGAACUCAGCAGAUGCACUUCUAUUUCUUUAUGCAAUUGUGAUAUCAUUGACGAGCUUCCUCUAGUCAAUUGUUCAAAACUUAUUUUUUUUCAAAUAGACACUAAUAAUCCAUCUUUGACAAUCCCUGAGAAGUUUUUUGUAGGAAUGAAAAAUCUCAAAGUUUUAAUAUUGACUGGUUUUCAUCUACAAAGAUUACCACCUUCGAUCAAAUACCUAUUAAAGCUCAGGAUGCUUUGUUUGGAGCGGUGCACCUUAGAGGACACUUUACCAAUAGGAGAGCUAAAAAAGUUAAGAAUUCUUAGCUUCUUUGGAUCCCAACUUAAAAAUUUGCCAACUGAGUUGGGGUGCUUGGAUAAGUUACAACUCCUAGACAUCAACGAUUGUUCCAUACUGGAGACUAAUAUUCCACCUAAUAUUCUAUCAGGUUUGAAAAAUUUAGAAGAGUUGUACAUUAGAAAGAGCUUGAUCAAAAUGUUGGUGGAAGGAGAGCCAAACCAUGGUCAAAAUUCGUUUCUUUCUGAGCUAAAGAAUUUGCAUCAGUUAAAAGUUUUGGACUUAAGCAUCCCAUGUUUUUCAGUUUUUCCCAAUCACUUGUUCUUUGACAAGUUAAAAAACUACAAAAUUGUGGUUGGAGACUUGGAAAUGUUUUCUGUUAUAGGCUUUAAGAUGAUUGAUAAGUACGAAACGUACAGAGUUUUGGCAUUGCAACUGAGUCAUGACACUAGCUUUCACUCCCAAGAAGACAUAAAAUUGUUGUUUAAAACAGUACAAAGUUUGUUAUUGGGAAAGGUAGAUGAUGUUGUUAAAGUUGUUAAUGAGUUGAAUAUAGAUGGGUUUCCAGAUCUGAAACACUUAUCCAUCACAGAUAGCAAAGCCAUCAAAUAUGUCAAUUCAAUGGAAUUGUCCAAUUGUGUAAAUGUUUUUACCAAUUUGGAAUCUCUAUGCCUUUACAAUCUGAAGAACUUGGAGAUGAUAUCUUAUGGUCCACUUACAGUUGCUUCAUUCUCCAAAUUAAAGUCCAUCAAGGUGAAUAUGUGUGAUCAAUUGGUGACUCUCUACUCCGUUUACAUGGUGGAAUUUGCUAAUAGUGAAGAAUCAUGUGAGAUUUGUAAAUAUAAUUCUUACUUGGAUAAAUUUUGUGCUAGUCUAGAAACAAUCGAGGUUUCUGAAUGUGAAACUUUAAAGGGAAUCAUUCAAAUACCAAUGAAUUAUGAUAACGUUAAGUUUCUAAAGUUGCAGACUUUGUCAUUCCAAUCGUUACCAUCAUUUACAUGUUUUUAUACCGAAGUGGAGGAGUCUUGCUGGCCACAUCCGACAAAGCCUCAAUCUGAAAAUAGUAGUAGUGAAGAAGAUCAGAAAAGUGAUAAGGCACCUCCUCUUUUUGGUGAACUGGUAUGA
Vigna unguiculata (cowpea) is the source of this 3005-nucleotide messenger RNA. Lineage: Eukaryota; Viridiplantae; Streptophyta; Magnoliopsida; Fabales; Fabaceae. The record is from RefSeq and is a predicted model, not a curated record.